UUCUCAGUUAAAUAAAAAUGAACAAUGAUGAAGUAAACUACCCAAAUCAAUAAUCACAAUGAUCUAUUGGGAGAUUUUAAUCCCAAUUUUAAUAAUUUUAGAAUUUUCAAGAAAUACUUCAGCAAUUGGAAUCUAUUUUACGAGGUCACCCGAAUCAUUGGUAGCACCACUUCACGAUGAAGUAGUGUUUGACUGCACUCUUAAUAUAAAUGUAGACAACAUCAAAUGGUUGCAUAACUCAAAAGAUUUUAUACAUCCAGCUUCAGUACACACCAACAGUAAUAGUAGACUUGUUGUUAAAGUAGAAAGUAUUGCAGAAACUGGUGAUUAUCAAUGUGUAGCUACCAUUGGUGCAUCUUCUUUGGCAUCCACAGCAGCAACAUUGAGUUUGGCUACGCUGAAGGAAUUCGAUAAUCGUUCAUUAUCAUUAAGUGAAGAUAAAUUUAAAAUUACUGCAGGGAAUACAGUUGCUCUGAACUGUGGAAAUCCUGUUCAAAGUGAUCCACCUGCUUUAAUUCAGUAUUAUAAAAAUAAUCAACCAUUACCCAGAACUACUCCAGUAUCUUCAGCUGGAUCGGUACUGUUGAAAAAUAUUCAAUCUGAACAUACUGGUCACUAUACUUGUUCAGCCACUAACAAUAUUUUAUCCCAAGUAAUAAAUUUAUCUAUGUCUUUAUACUUGGAUGUUCGUUCAAGUCAUGCUGCUGCACUAUCCCCGAGGUUUAUAAGUAAACCACCAUCUUUAUAUGUUGCUCAAAAAAAUUCAAAUGUCAGUAUUGAAUGUGCUCCAUACGGUGAACCAGUGCCUACUGUAAAAUGGCUCGGAGUUCACAAAAAUAUACUUAUGCAUGACAACAAAACCAAUAUUGAAUCUGGUUUGUUAACUAUACGUAAUCUUAGUAUUGAAGAUUCUGGUGUAUACGAUUGUAUUGCUGAAAAUAGUCAUGGAAAAGUUAGUCAUUCUAUAACACUUCAAGUUCAAGAGAUGCCGUAUGUGAAGAAUGGUCCCAGUGAAUCUGUGGUAAUAAAUGAAGGCAGUUCUGAGACAUUAAAAUGUGAAGCUAUGGGAACACCAUCACCCAAAAUUAUUUGGUAUCUUAAUGGGAAACCAGUUAAUGAUACAAAUAUACUUGUUAAAGGAAGCAUUUUAACUUUAAACAACACUCACAAGUAUCAUGCCGGAUUUAUUCAAUGUUUUGCCUGUAAUAUCCUAGGAUGCUCAUAUUGGGCUGCUAUGAUUCAAGUCAAUCCAAAACAAAUUACACAACUUACUUCUCAACAACAUUAUUAUGAAGAUUCUACAACACGGUCUCCUCAGCGAGAUAGGAAAGACAGAAACCAUAAAGGAAAAGGUAGAAAGAAAGAUAAAAAAAAAAAAGGAAAUGAGAUGGUUCCUCCUUCGCAGCCUAAUGUAACCAGGUUAACAGAAAAUUCAGUGAUGGUACGAUGGUUUGUUCCACCAAAUGAUGGACUGCAAAUUCGAUUUUUUAAAUUGCAAUACAAAGAAGUAGGUGGAAGUUGGAAUACAAGCAGUGAUGAUAUACAAAUGCAUAUUCGAUGUUAUCAAGUGGACAAGUUAUUACCUGAUCGAGAUUAUGUAUUUAAAAUAGCUGCAGUAUAUUCAAACGAUGAUAAUAAAUCUGGCCCAACUUCAAAACAUUUCUUUUUGAGUAAAGGACCACCUAACAGAUCUCUAAUACCUCCAACUUUAGUAUCAGCCAAAGCCGUUGAUAGUACUUCUAUAUUAUUAGAAUGGGAGUACCUUAAUUCUGUAUUAGCUCCAGUUCAAGGGUUCUAUGUCUAUUAUAGAGCUACUAGUACUGCAGGUGAUUACACCAAAGCCAUUGUAGAUGGCCAAGAUACCCGUGUCUUUGUUGUUACACAUUUAGCCCCAGAUACUUCAUACGAUUUAAAAUUACAAAGUUUUACUGUACAUGAAGCUUCCAAUUUUAGCACCAUACUCACACACAAAACAUUUGGAGAACCUAAGACAAGUACAGAUACUCCAAAGUGGAGUGACAACAUACCAGAUAAUGUUGCAAAUAAUAAUAAUGUAUAUUCAACAAUCGGUGGUGUGAAGUCACUCUACGUUUUGCUUGGUGCAGUUGCUGCUGUAAUUGGAGCUAUUGUUCUACUUAUAUUUUUUACAGUAUGCAUAUACAGCAAACGGUUGUCAUCACACUCUAAUUCUCCAGAGCUCAACAAGAGUUCUGAAGCAGUAUCAGGGCUAGAGCCACUAUCGAUGAAUGGGUUUGCUCUGAAAAAUGGUAAAAUGGUUAAUGGAUGCACAUUGUCAAUGGCCUCCGAGAAUACACACGGGCAUACUCAUCCACCCAACGGAUAUGUUAUCCAUCCGAUUAACAUUACUAGUAAUCCACUUGCUCCUGAUGCUAAAAAUGCUAUAGAGAUCUCUUAUUUGGCAAAUCAUAAUAACAAUUGUUCUGAAAAUGAAAUUAAUUCAUUGCCCAGACGAGCUAUGCCCUUACCUACAGAUACUCCAAGGACGUGGCAUUCUAAAGAUGCAAAAGACGAAAACUAUGUUUGAAUUAAAUAUCCAAAAACCAUUGCUGAAUACAAUGUUGUUUUCAAAUAAAGAAUGGUGUUCAUCUAUCAGACUGAAGGCGGUUUU
Molecule: messenger RNA, 2629 nt
Organism: Myzus persicae (green peach aphid)
Lineage: Eukaryota; Metazoa; Arthropoda; Insecta; Hemiptera; Aphididae
Product: interference hedgehog-like
Exons: 13
Coding region: 59-2545 (828 amino acids)
Biological process (GO): axon guidance; cell-cell adhesion
Cellular component (GO): axon; plasma membrane
Molecular function (GO): protein binding
Source: RefSeq, a predicted model, not a curated record